This is a messenger RNA of Carcharodon carcharias (great white shark), 7152 nucleotides long. Its product is annotated as general transcription factor 3C polypeptide 1-like. The coding region runs from base 22 to 6948 and encodes 2308 amino acids. Gene Ontology annotation, biological process: transcription initiation at RNA polymerase III promoter; 5S class rRNA transcription by RNA polymerase III. Lineage: Eukaryota; Metazoa; Chordata; Chondrichthyes; Lamniformes; Lamnidae. Gene Ontology annotation, cellular component: transcription factor TFIIIC complex. Gene Ontology annotation, molecular function: DNA binding. The transcript is spliced from 37 exons. The record is from RefSeq and is a predicted model, not a curated record.
GCGGCGGUGGCAGCGGCGGCCAUGGCCGCCCUGGACUCGUUGCUGGACGAGGUGGCUCUCGAGGGGCUGGACGGCAUCACCUUCUCCACCCUCUGGUUCCGGCUGGACAACCGCGUCCCCGCGUUCCCGCUGCAGCUGGACCCGGCCACCAGGCAGUUCGUGUGGGAGGCCCUGGCCGCCUGCCCGCAGCUCAGCUUCUUCCGGCUGCCCCAGGACCGGCCGGCCCUGGUUUUCUAUGACCGAUAUGAAGAAAUUGAUCCAGAGACAGGAAUCCAAGAGACACGGAGGGAUCCUACACCGAGAGAUGAUAUCUAUCCUGUUUGCAUCAUUUCAGAUAAUAAAGAUGAAAUUCAGGGUUCCUGUCAGCAUUUUCACAAACGAAAAGACAUAACUGCAGAGAUAAGGACUCAGCAGUAUAUACCAUGCUGCACUUUGGAUGAAGCUGUAAAAAGGUGGGGAGAGAAGUUGGUCAUCGUCGCCUCUCAAAUGGUUCGUCAUCGAGCUCUGAUUGGGUGGGAAAGUGAUCCAGAGUUAAACCUGCCUGACUAUUCAUAUUGUAUACUGGAGAGGCUGGGUAGAGCAAGGUGGCAGGGAGAGCUGCAAAGGGACCUUCACAGUGGAGCUUUCAAAAUUGAUGCCCGUAAAAUGCAUUAUCACCGACGAGUCCUCGACAGAAACAACUUGAUAACUCUGCAGUCCCACGUGAUUCGGCAGCCUAAUGGAAACCAGCAGUAUUCCAUUCUGCUCCUUCUCAAACGCUUCCAUGUUGACCGGAGAAGCAAAUAUGACAUUUUAAUGGAAAAAAUCUCCAAUAUCCUUGUGAACCGGCCUAAUCAGUUGGAAGUCAUGUUAACUCUUAGGGAUGAGCUAGGUCUUUGUGAAAGAACUUUCAAAAAACUUUAUCAGUACAUGGUGGCUGGUGGUAUAGCCAAGGUGAUUACUGUUCCCCUCAAGGACCUGAAUCCUGAAGGAGGACCAUGUGUGACAAAAAAAGGAACUCAGAUUAUUGUUCGAUGCCUGAAACUGAUAAAGCCAUACGGGAAAAAAGUAGAUGAUGAAGAUGACGAUGAAGAAGAUAAUAAGACAGUCGAAAGAAUGGAUGUUGUUUAUGAACGAGAUAUGCUUACCCAAGCUUAUGAACUAAUUGAGAAGAGGGGCACCAAAGGCAUUUCACAGACUGAAAUCCGAUUGGCACUGAAUGUUGGAAAACUUGAAGGUCGGAUGCUGUGCCGCCUGCUGGAAAGAUACAAAGUUAUUACGGGCUUCAUGGAGGAUGAAGGUCGUCAGCGCACAACUAAAUACGUGGCUAAGACAUUUGUGGAGCAGAGUGAACUGAGCAAGCAAUUUGAAAAGGAAAAGGCUAGAAGCGAGCAGUUGGCAACAACUAGCUUCCUGCCUCUUGAGCAUGCCAAAUCAGAAACUGUUCGCCAGCAAGCUCUAUCUCAAGCGAAGAACUUAGCAGAGAGCAAAAGCAUACCGCAGGAUUUACCAGAGGGCUUAUCGAAGGCAAAUCACGGUCGAAAGGAACCUGUAAAGUUAAUUACAACCCCUGCACAGAACAAUCGAUCUUCUCAUUCAGAGCACAGAGAAAAAAAAUGCACUACCUCACAGAAAAUAUACAAAGGAAAGAAAUUAGUUAAGAGUGCAUUAUUUAGAAAAUUCAAACUGAAAAAAGGUCGUAAAUCAAAAUUGGGCAAAGGUAGAAAAUUACCUGGUUUAGUAAAAGCAACCGUUGGGACGGAUCAUUCCCAGAAUAUGGCCAAGCGUGGAGAAGAGUCGUCCAAAGAAUCACAGCAAAUAGAUCUUCAAUUAAACUCCUCCCGACAGAACAAAGGCUGUACCUCUUGUACAAAAUUAGUGCACAGUCAAUGUGAAGAGAAUGUUGUUAUUGAAGAGGUUAAGGUUGAAAAAGCAAAGGAGAAGGGCCACGGAAAGAAGAGGAAACCGAGCAAGGACACUCAUUUAAAAAGACCUCAUGAAACUUUUAGGAUGCUAAAACGACAGAACCUAAUACUAGAAGCCGUUCGGAAUUUAAAACUGAUUGAAAGCCUGUUUUCGCUUCAGAAGAUGAUCAUGGAAGAGGAGAAGCAAGAUGGUGUGGUCACCAGGUGCUGUAAGAAGUCAAUAGUAAGAAUGGUUCAAAAGUUGUCGCAGGAGGGACUGCUGCGACUCUUCCGUACCACUGUUAUACAAGAUGGCAUCAGCAAAAAGGUGGAGUUUGUGGCUCAUCCGUCUGUGCUUCCCAGUGAUCCACUUGUAAAAAGUGCCAUUGAGCAAGUUCGAUUUAGGAUCUCCAGUUCUUACACAGUUCACAGAAUGAAGGUGUUGCAACUCCAUGCUCAGAAAGAGAAGGAAAAGCAAGCAAAAGAAAAUGCUUCGGUGAUUGCAUCUUCCGAAUCUGAGCAAAACAAGAAUGCAGAGACGGCCAGCAAAUGCUCCACAAGUAAAACUGAUGAGAAAAUGGGUGUCACUCCACUUAAGAACUACCGCCCUGUUAUAGGUAAAAAUAAUCUGCUCCCUGGGCUCGGGCGUUCACUUGGCUUCCUUCCCAAAAUGCCUCGGCUACGCCUGGUCCACAUGUUCCUCUGGUACAUUGUUUAUGGACAUCCUCUUCGGAGAACUUCAGAGGAAGCGGUUAUGUCUGCACCUUUGGCUAGCGCACCAACAAGUGCUACAGAAGAGGCUUCAGGUGCAGAAGCACCCAAAGAACCAGCUGUCGCAUCCACAUCAAAUGGGACCACUGACAUUAUUGCAAUAGAUGGGAACAAUCCAGCUGCUAAUGGAAUGCUUGUGGGGACAUCGACUACAAUUGAGAUUGGUGAAGAUUGCCAGUGGGAUGGGAAUAUAGAACAUCUGCAUGUGAAAGAGACUGUUUAUGUGGAUGAAGCGUCGUGGAAGAGAUACAGUCCUCCUACCCCUAUUCACAGAGAGUUUGGAUAUGGUUGGGCUCUCAUUAGUGAUAUAUUGCUCUGUGUUCCCCUCUCUAUCUUUGUCCAGAUAGUACAAGUCAGCCACAAGGUUGAAAAUCUGGAUGAGUUUUUAAAUGAUCAUUACAUGAAGCACACUUUGGUCAGGGACUUACCCCAACCCAUCAGGCAGCAACUUCUUUAUAAACGGAGAUACAUAUUUUCUAUCUUUGAGAGUUUGCAGCGUCUUUGUUAUAUGGGAUUGUUGCAAUUUGGUCCAAUUGAAAAAUUUCAAGAGAAAGAUCAGAUUUUUGUUUAUAUCAAAAAGAAUGCCAUGAUUGUGGAUACCACUAGCUGUGAUCCACAUUACAACUUGGCCAGAAGCAGCCGACCAUUUGAUAAUCGCUGCUAUGCUCUCAAUAACUUGCAGGAUGUAGAAAGUUUCUGGUUCGAUCUUAUGUGUGUGUGCCUGAAUACACCGCUAGGAGUUAUUCGAUUUCCUCGCUUAAACAGAAAUGUUGGUCAGGCAGCACAAGAGGGUGCAGAAGACACUGCCUUUAACUCCGUGAUGGAACAAGACGCAACUGCUAAGAACACCCAGGAGCACAAAUGUUCCCUGCUGGAGUACACCACGGGUAGUCGGAAGUUGAUGGAUGAUGGGAAACUACCUGGGGAUGGCCUUGGAGCGGCUGGUCUGGAUUCUAGUUUCUUUGGACAUCUGAAGCGAAAUUGGAUCUGGACCAGUUAUAUUAUCAACAAUGCGAAAAAAAGUCUCAGUAUCCCUGAGAGCAGUUCAGUGCGAUUACAGAGCUUCCUGAACAAACAUUCCCUUCCCCUCGGUGUUGCAGGAAAUAAAUUCAGUAUGUUAGGGGUCCUCAGGUCUGUGCAUGGGUCUCUUGCUGACAAGGAAGAAAUUCGAAUUGAAAAAGAAUGCAAUGUGGGCAGAAACAAAAGAGUAGCUGGUGGUAAAGGACAGAAGAGAAAGCGACCUGAAAAGGAGAGUGGGAAGAAACAAAGGAAAAAGAGAAGGAAAGAGGAUUUACCACAACAGGAAAAGACAAAGAGAUUUCGCUUUCAAGAUGAUGCUGAUAGGAGUGCGCUGCGCCGCAUGACCAAACUACGUGUAACCUGGACUGCACAGGAAGACAGUCUGCUUAUGCUUUGCCGAGUAGCCAGCCAUGUUCUUAACAAAAAAGUGAAGGGACCCUUUGUUCCUUGGCAAACAGUGAGAGAUGUCAUGCACGAUUAUCUUGAAGUGGCUUUGGAUAAAACGUCUCUUGCUGUAGGGCGCCGAUCCCGUUAUAUCCUCAAGAAUCCACAGACGAUGCUUAACUAUAGAAUUUGUCUUGCUGAAGUCCAUGAAGAUCAUGCUUUAAUCAAUGAGAUUAUGAAUAAAAAGAACAAUUAUCAGGACAGCAAGGUUUGUGCCGAGGAGUUUAAAGAAUUUGUAGGAAGACUGAGGCAGAAAUUCACCUCCGCAAUAGGAUCCGGAAAUAUUGAAAUCCCAGAUACACUGCAGGAAUUAUUUGCCAGGUUCAAGAUAUUGGUAGUUGGGGAAGAAGGCAAUGAAAACCAGAAGCAGGAUAACGUUAAAAGCAUCGAUGAUAUUCAUUACUUGGUUCUGCAGAAUUUCAUUCAGAGCACAUUGGCUCUCUCAGAUACACAGAUGAAAUCAUGCCAGUCUUUUCAGACUUUUCAUCUAUACAAACAAUAUAAGGAUGAAGUACUGGUGAAAGUGUUUCUCGAGUUCCAACAGCGAAGCUUGGUAAACCGUCGCAGGGUCAGUAAAGCUUUGGGUCCCAAGAAGAGCCGAGCCUUGCCCUUCGCACCAAUGUCUUACCAAUUAUCGCAGGCGUACUACAGGAACUUCAUGUGGCGGUUUCCCAGCAACAUUUGUUCAGAGUCGUAUAAUUUUGUUCAGAAGUUGAAGAGUGCGGGAAGUGCAGACAUCCCCAACACCUUUUCAUUCCAGGAUAAAGAGAUCCCCGUUGAGACAGAAAUGGUCACCUACCCUUUGGACGGAAAUGGCGGCUACUGUGUAGCUACAAUAUCCUUGUUUAUCCUUGGUCUGCUCUCUUUCCAUGUCUCAGUACCUGAGCAGAUUGUGGUUGUGGACAGCACGCUUGUAGACAAUGAAGUUAUAAAAAGGUUGGGGAAGGAAGGCAUAGAUGACUAUGAGGAUGAUGAUCUGGAAGAAACUGGAAAUAAACCCAAAUUUGAAGUGAAGGCUCCUCAGGCUUCGCAUACCAAUUACUUGCUAAUGAGGGGGUAUUAUGCACCGGGCAUUGUUAGCACACGCAACCUCAAUCCUAAUGAUAACAUUGUAGUCAAUUCAUGUCAAGUGAGGUUAAAAGUCCGCUCGACACCAGCUCAUGGAUGUUUGAGCACCCAUGAUGGUUCAGCUACUUUGUUUCAAACUGCUUCAGGGCCAGAUGCUCUUCCUCGUGCAUUCACCAAGGUUUUGAGGCCCAGCACUGAUGUGUAUGUUGGAGAGAACAUUAAGAAGCAGCUUGUAGAGGAGCUCAAAUACAGUCCUGAGGACCUGACAGCCAUGCAAGAAAUCACCAAUGAGAUUGAAGCAUGCUCUACCUUUGGGAUGGAGGCAGUGGAACUAGGCAAGAAAUAUGUUCAGUAUGAGGAAGUGCUGAAUGGAAGAACCAGGACUUUAAAACAGUAUCUGCAGGAUUUGAUUGAGUUGGACCAAAUGGUAGAAGUUGGUGGCUCGGGAGUGCGGCUGGUUGCUAUAACACACGCUUAUCCCUGGCUGCUUCAUCCAUUCCGUGUGCGGAGAAGUGUUAAAACUGGACCAACGAAUCUUACUGAUGUGGGAUCCAAAGGUAGGACAGAGUCCAGUGCAAAGAACAUUGAGGAAAGUACAGAGGACAUUGAAGGAUAUCAGGACAAUACAAAGCCUGAUCCUAGCACUUCUGGCACAGAGAAAGAAAUUGAGCAGCAUAAAUUGGAGUCCACUACUGUACAGAAUGAAGCUGUUCAGUUAAGUAAUAUACAGGCACUGACUGGAAGUAGAAAAAGGACCAUUGAGGAAGUUGAAGGUGAAAUUAUUGACCAAGGGCUUCCUAUUAAAAUUCCUCAUCGAGGAAGUGAGCCUUCUGACUUGAGCUGUGAUUCUUCAGUCAGGAGCAAACCUCUAGUCAGCACAGUGGAUGAAACAAAGGCUGGCUUCCCUCAGCAUCACAUAGGAUAUAAAUUAGUCAAAUCCCCGGACCUGCACAGUGGACCAGGAAAGGUAGAUUCUGAACGCAGUCAGGAUGAAGAUCAAGAUAAGGAUGGAAACUGCAAAGUGUUCAGCUCUUCGUAUGACAUUAAAGGUCCAAACAUCCCAUCAGCAUCUAGCCAGCCAGAUGAGCAGUCCAUGGGAGAAGAUGGAAAAGGACAACUGAGAUUUCCCCAAGACAAUGCAGCAGGGAGUGAACAGAGGAAUGAAACCACUCCACCUGCAGAUGGGCAAGUUCUGCUUCAGGAAAAGAAUUCUGUGGCCGGUCCAGUGGAACAUUCACAGCAAGACGAAAGUCUUCAAGUAAGCAAGAAUGAGGACAGACCCAAGCUUCCGGAAGAAGGAGAUGAUACAGUUAAGGAGAAUGUCAACAUAGAAAAUACAGUGCAAACCCCAUCCGAAAGUGAAUUUGAACAAAUUAGUUUUGUCUGCCAUCCCUGGAGGAUUGUUGAUGGGAGCUUGAAUAAACCUGUGUGUAAAGGAAUGGUAGAAGCCAUGCUGUACCAUAUUAUGACAAAACCUGGGAUCACAAAACAGAAGCUAUUGAGUUACUACAGUGCUGUGCUGCAGCCUGUUAUCAUACUGGAAAUAUUACAGGCUCUGGAAACCAUUGGCUGCAUUAGAAAGCGUUACUUAACCAAAGCCAAGCCCGUGUCCUUGUUCUCCACCCCCACAAGUGGUUCUGAGGUGCAGGAUUGCAAAUUGUCUGAGAGUUUUACUGUUUUUUAUGAACCUACCAUAGACUGUGUUUUAAGACUCGGCAAAGUCUUUCCACAUGAACCAAACUGGAACAAAUGGAUACAAUAACACCGUGCUUUAAGGAUUAUGUUUCCUUGUUCACAUGAAGGAUGUUUUCCACAGGCGCUGACCUCUCCUAUAGACAAUCUCAGAAGUUUGCAAACUUGCAUGACCAUCUGGAACUAUUUAUAAAAAAACUGAAGUUAAAUUUUAAGGAGAAUAGCACUGAAUUACACUUGAGAGUGAAGAAAUAAAUGUUUCUACUAAAACUUA